AAAGAACAUAAAACCCAAAGGCUCUUUUAAGAGCCACCCACAUUUUCAAUAACAGAGCUCAAAACACUGCUUUGUUUUCCCUGACUGGGGUUUUCGUAGUUAGUGAGAAUGGCGAGGACCAAGCAAACAGCUCGCAAAUCUACUGGCGGUAAAGCUCCCCGUAAACAGCUGGCUACUAAAGCUGCCCGUAAAAGUGCUCCUGCGACGGGAGGAGUGAAAAAACCUCAUCGCUACCGGCCCGGCACCGUGGCUCUGCGGGAGAUUCGCCGUUACCAGAAAUCUACUGAGCUGCUCAUCCGCAAGCUGCCCUUCCAGCGCCUGGUCCGUGAAAUCGCCCAGGACUUCAAGACCGAUUUGCGCUUCCAGAGCUCGGCCGUUAUGGCUCUACAGGAGGCUAGUGAGGCUUACUUGGUUGGGCUCUUUGAAGAUACUAACCUGUGUGCUAUUCACGCCAAGAGAGUCACCAUCAUGCCCAAGGACAUCCAGUUAGCCCGGCGUAUCCGCGGAGAGAGAGCUUAACAUUCCUAAUAGAGGGCGUUCAUGCAACCAACUAAAAAACCCAAAGGCUCUUUUAAGAGCCACCACGUUUACACUGAAAGGAGCUGUAUUUCUGCUUUAAUAUUUGAAUGGAUUAUACAAAAUAAGAGUGCCAAAAAGAUUGCGGUCUACGAAGAAGUAGACGCAUGUUUCGUUUACUGAAAGAAGUGCCUAGUACUAAACGACUAUUUUUUAUUCAUGUUUAAUUUGGUUUAAGUUGCACCAGAAAGACUUAACACUUUUUACAUGAUAUAAGGAACAAUCGGUUAAAACUUGCAGGUUACUUUGGCCACUCACAUUUUCAGUGGAAGAACUCUGUUGGUAAGUGUAAUAAUCAUAAAAACAAACACCCACAGCAUUUUUUUUUUUACUUUCCACAUUUCAGUUAGCUAGUUCAGCCCCACAAAGCCAAGAGUUAGCACAAAAUGACGGUACUAACGACCUGCUGCUUGCAGUAUCUAUCCCUCUUCAGACCCCCUCUUGAAAUCAUGAUUAAUUUUCAAAGCGUGAAUUUUUCACUUUAUCCGUUUCCCAUACGCACGCUGACCCGCAAUGAAGAAAAUAUCUUUCACCCAGAGCAAAAAUUACUGUUAUGUCUUAGAACCCACCUUAAAAAUGUUAAUACUUUUUGGUUACUGGUUUUUUACCUGACCAGUUCUAUAUCUACAGAAUAUAAUUAAUGAUGUGAGAUUAGUCUUUUCCAGCUUUUUAUCUCUUUCGAAUUUAGCACUUACAAAAAGUUGAUACACUUUGUUUUUAAGACCAUAUGUGUAUAUUUUAUAAGAAAUACAUCACUGGCCCUGUCCUCAUGAAAAGUAUAUGAAUUGUAAAAUGUAACGGGUAUUUCAUAUUCUAUUAAAACCAAACAAAAACAUGGCUUAUUUUUUUUAUCUGAAACCAUGCUGUGUGAAUGAGACAAAAAUAAAAUCUAAAUCUUUUGCCUAAUAUUUUAGUUAUUGGCAGCUUUUUUAUUUUGGGCGAUUCCCUCUAAAUUUCAGUAUACUCUGUGGCUUUUGCAAAAUAGUAUAGGUUAAAAAUAGAGAAUCGGCUCUUCUGGUGGAUGUUUGAGUGAUUCCGGAAAGAGCAUUUGUGUUGCAAAUAUGUUAUUCGUAAUGUGGAUUUAACCACCGAAUCCGUAUGAAAUGUCCUCCGUUCCUGCCCUGUCAGAGCACAGCCCAAAUCCAUGUCUAUCAGUCUUUUGCUGGGCGAGUUCAGCUUCAGUGUAGGUCCAAGAAAACCAUCACGGAUCUCUUCCUAGAUCAGUCAAGAGAUACGCUUCAUGCCCGCAAGGUGAGCCAGGAUGUUAUCCCUCAGUCUGCACUCUGCUGUGGUGCUUUGCCGGGUCUUUUCCCAAACUCUUUACCUAAGACCACCAGACGUGAAAAUACAAAAUAAUCAUGGUCGCGCUUCAUGACGCUACCCGUAUCCCCGAAGUCUGACCCGAGGUAAAGAUGGUAAUUUUUGGCGCAAUUCCCUCCCGCGCUUCCAUUCUGUACGCAACUGGGUUGAGAUUUCCCAAGGCAUGCAAUAACUCAAAAAUAGAUUUCAGAGAAAACAAUGCCCCGUUUAGGAUUCGAAAAUCAAUAUCAAAUCCAGCGUUAUAAUUUCAAUGGAAACUCACAUAUUCCCUUAGUCUUGGAGAUUGCGUUAAAUAUAUGACUCAUCACAAGAACGGAUUUCAAGAUGCAUUUUCUGUUACCCCCACCAUACCCCUCCCCCAUUUCCGGUUGAUCAUCUAAGAACCCAAUUUUACAAGGUGGUGACUUGAAAUUCCCAGCAUAUUUUCGUGCUUCCUCUAGUAGAACAAUUAGCUAUAUUCUGUAAAAUACACUUUUUAAAAAUGAGGCCUAUUUUAUUCGUGUUGCUAUUUGAGAUUAUGACCCACUCUAGCUUUAGCGAAGGACUUGUCUUAACUGCACAUACCCUGUGCUCAAACCGAUUGAUAAAGUGCCGUGGAAGAUUUCUAGGAGUAAAUAUAUAUACACACACAAAAGGAGGAUCAAUUUCUACUAGCGUAACAAUCUUUGGUGACCUUUCUUC
Molecule: messenger RNA, 2577 nt
Organism: Malaclemys terrapin pileata
Lineage: Eukaryota; Metazoa; Chordata; Testudines; Emydidae
Product: histone H3
Exons: 2
Coding region: 109-519 (136 amino acids)
Cellular component (GO): nucleosome
Molecular function (GO): protein heterodimerization activity; structural constituent of chromatin; DNA binding
Source: RefSeq, a predicted model, not a curated record